AUGAGGUGUAUCGUGAAAGACUCCCAUGAAUUCAUAUUGCUUUGUAGAUGUAAUACUCUAAGAAGGCAUUGCCCAUAGAAAGUCUUUUUGAGUCUCAUUGGUGUUAUUCAACUAUCAAUCAGCGUGUUCUUCAUCUGCGUGAGGAAGGGAACUGUUACCACAAUAGCAGGUGAAAAGGAAUGCAAGCUUGAAAAGUGGGCGCAACACGCCCCCUCUCCCCCUCUCUCUCUCAGCCAGCUCACCGGCCGUGCACUCACGCAAAGCACUAUAAAAGCAGAGUGCUGGUUAUGUGUGCCCCCAGAUCUCUUCCUGUGCUGGAGUUGGAAGGCACCCUGGAAGCUCUUGCAAUCAAGAGAUUUCACUUGUCAGUCAGUCAGUCUUGUGGAUUAUAUACCUAGGAGUUUACAGGGAGACCUACGAACAAUAUCCUCUGUAUUGUCGUUGGAUAGUGGAUUUUCAUACGUAUCUGUGAUAAUUGGAUUCUAAAAGGAUUUAACAGUAAUAAAGGAUUGCCAGAUCAUUAAUGUUCAAAGUCCUAGUGGAAUAAUACAAGGCUCGUACUACAACAAUUUGCAAUAGAGCACUGACAGCAGCAUCAACAAGAUUGCAAGAACACCACAGACAACCAACAGCACCAUGGGCGACGUCGACGCAUGCGAAGUGGAGAGCGGGAAGCAGGAGUACACUCUGAGGCCACGGAACCGGGACUGGAAGGAGAGGACCAAGGUCUGGUUCAAGCGGAACCUCCUCAUCAUCUUCACGGUAGUGUCAGUAUUUGUUGGAGUCUUCCUGGGGAUGGGGCUUAGGGCAGCAGAACCUUCUAAAGAUGCCAUCCUUCUGAUUGGAUUCCCAGGGGAUGUCCUCAUGAGGCUCCUGAAGAUGCUUAUCCUACCCCUUAUUGUCUCCAGCUUGAUUACAGGUCUAACCGGCCUCGACGCCAGAUCGAGUGGAAAGUUGGGCGGGAGGGCGCUGUUGUACUACUUCUGCACGACCUGCAUCGCUGUCAUUAUUGGAAUUAUCCUGGUGGUCGCCAUCCGCCCCGGAAGAGAGAACAUCAAGAAGAACCUCGGAGACGGUAACCAAGUGAAGGAGCUAACGACCUUAGAUGCAUUCCUCGACCUCCUCAGGAAUUUCUUCCCAACAAAUUUGGUGCAAGCUUGUUUCCAGCAGACACAAACAUACCAAGCAGAAGAGGAUGUUGUGGAGAGAAGAAUCGUUAAUGGCACGCUUUUAAACUCCACGGCCUCAUAUGCCGAAAGUGCAGAUAAUAUAACGAAUCCCGUGAACGUCACGUACGAAUACGUCACAGUGGGCACGCAGAUUGUUCGCAAGCAGGGAUUCAAGAAUGGCAUGAACGUACUCGGCAUCAUUGCUUUCUGCAUCUUCUUUGGUAUUCUUCUGGGUCAGAUGGGAGAGCGAGGUCGUGUCAUGGUCGAGUUCUUUGACAUCCUCUCGGACCUGACCAUGCAGAUGGUCAAUAUCAUCAUGUGGUACUCACCAAUCGGUAUCAUGAGCCUGAUCUGUGCCAAGAUCCUAGACAUGGACAACCCUGCCGUGGUCUUCUCCAACCUUGGUCUGUACAUGGUGACGGUCCUUCUCGGGCUGGUGGUCCAUCUGGCGUGCCUCAUGACCAUCUACUUCACCAUCACCCGCAAAAACCCCUUCACCUUCUUCAGGGGUCUCUUACAGGCCUGGCUGACAGCCCUCGCGACUUCCUCAAGCUCUGCGACUCUCCCAGUCACAUUCCGUUGCCUCGAGGAGAAUCUUGGAAUCGACAAGAGGGUCACCCGAUUUGUCUUGCCUAUCGGAGCAACAGUGAACAUGGAUGGCACCGCCCUCUACGAAGCAGUAGCGACCAUCUUUAUCGGUCAGCUCAAUGGCUACUCUUUGACCAUCGGCAAAAUCGUCACAAUUAGCUUAACAGCAACCUUAGCAAGUGUUGGAGCUGCUAGCGUACCCAGUGCAGGCCUGAUUACCAUGCUUUUGGUGCUCACUGCGGCAGGAUUCCCUGUGGAAGAUGUCAGUUUGCUCUUCACCGUAGAUUGGUUCUUGGAUCGUUGUCGUACAUCUAUCAACGUGGUUGGCGACUCGUACGGAGCGGCCAUCGUGCAUCAUCUUUCUAGGAAAGAAUUAGAUGCGUUAGAUCGAGAGGAAGCCGAGUUAGAGCUGGAAGCUGGAAAGGAAUUGGAAUACACUGCCAACGGCAAGCCUGAGAUGAGAGACGGCAACGUCGUCGCCGACGUCGAGAAGAAAGACGGCGACAACUGGGAGUCUGGGUUUUAGACUACACCCCCGCAGGCCAUUCAUACCACUCUCGGUAUAACGGCUGUUUUUUGUGUACAUUUGUAUUUUUCUGUUUUCAUUUUUUUAUAUAUAUUAUAUAUAUCUAUAGAUAUAUAUGUAUAUAUAUAUAUUUUGGCAAGUCUUUGAAGAAUAAGGCACGUUGUUGUUUAUGGUAAUGAGGUUGUUUUCGAACGCAUCUGUUGCGAAAAUCGCCAGGUGUGAGGAAGAAGUGGCUCUGAUAUAUAGUGUGGAAGCGGUGAUCAUGUGACUAUUGUUGAAAUUCAUUGUGGGUUAAGUGCGUAGGAUGAUGCUUGAAUGACGGGUUGGGAUAUGAAUGGUGAAGCUAAGUUGAAAAGAAAGGAAGAGAUGAUAAAGGAACAGUGAAACAAGGAUGGGGAGUAGAAAGGAAGAUGAAGGAAAGGAGAAUAAGAGAGGUGAGUGAUAUAUAUGAAAGAGAGGGAGAGAGAGGGGGGGAAUAGGGGAGGGAAGGAAAGAGUCGGAGAUAGGGGGAAAAAGAAGCGGACGAGAGAGUGGGAAAGAGGCAGAGAGAGCGGGAAAGAGGCAGAGAGAGCGCGAACAAGGCAGAGAGAGCAAAAAAGGCAUGUGUGAUUAAAAGAGAGCAAGAGAGAUCAAGGAAAGGAAGUAAGGGAAAACUUCUUUUAAAAAAGAUAGAAAGCAUCAAGAAAGCUUAUUUGACACCUUUUGUAAAAUAUUUUCUCAAAAGCAAUGCAAAUGUCAGACCUAGGAAGGUUAUUUUUCUAUUUCAAUCUUGCGAUUAACAUGAUUAUCUCUGAAUGUUGAUAACAGAAUCAUAUCAGACAUUUAAAUCAAGAGGCUCUGAAACCAGGUAAAAAGUAUUUGAUGUGGGAUUUUACAAAAAAUAAGCAUAGGCCAAUUUGACAGUAAACAUCAAAGUCUGUCAGUUUUUGGACACACAAUAUAUUUCUGUCCAUUUUCCACUAUGGAGUGUACAGUAAGUGGUCAAACUGAUGAUAUCUUAAUACAUGUAGGUCUAUGAUAUAGGCCCCAAUAAAACAAUGAAAGCUCCUUUUGAAAGAGGUUUUAUUUUUUUCUAAAGUUAAAGGAAUCAAUUGCUUUGAGGCCACCUCACACCUUACAACCCGACUGGUCUACGGCUAGUCUGCGACUGAGUGAGAAGAGAUAAAUCGCAAGGUAGUUAUAAGCCUCGACUCCACACACCUUGCAAUCCAUCCACCCUGCUGUCUGCGACUCAUGCAUAUCAUGUACCUGUCUGCGUCUAAUGCGACUCUGCUGUCUGAUUGGCUGGAACUUGGAUUGAGGUUGUGAUCAUGUCAAAUCCUUGAUAUUUUCCUUGCGUCUCUGACCGGUCUGCGACUCACGCUGACAAGAGCUGUGAUGUCACAUUUCCCUCCACAGUCGGGUCAUUAGGUGUGUGCUGGCCUUUAUCCAUACCAUUGUUCCGACUGACAAGUCUCUGGAUCUUUUGCUUGAAAAUUAUCAUCUCUGUCUCCUGUGUUCUUCCUCCGCUAAGGUCGGAGAUCAGAUGUCUUGACCCUAUGAAUGUCGAGAUUGUUUCUUCGGGUGUCGUCAAACGUGUACUUACGUUGUAUAAUCGACUGAAAAUCUUUCUCUGACACAACACAUCAGUAUUUUAGGAAUGACUAAUGCACAAAUUGAUCUGUACAUUUCUAUACCAGUGAUUAUAUCCCAUGUACUGAUUAUUCCUGAAGAAUAACAUUUUAUUUUUCAAAGGAAUACAUUUUAGGAAUUCAUUUGUAAAUAUUAGUACCAUCUGUAAGGUACAUGUAUAGAUGAUCUUUCCGGGCUGAAACAACGCUUGUAGGUCAUUUUUAUGUCGAGCAGCAAACUGUUACGGAUUCGACGCACAUGAGAGUAUCUUGCAUGCUGCAAUUAAACUCUGUUUGGAAAUUAUUUGUGCUUUAUGCAUCAUGGCCCAUGUAGUAUAAAAUUGGUGGAUACUUUUUACUAACAUCCUGUAUAUUUGAUGAUAUAAAACUGGCGGAUAGAUUUCUAAAACACCAUCCCUCUUUCAGCUGGUCUAUUUUGAGACUUGUUAGGGAGUUAGAAAAUAUAUUUUAUGCUAGCAGAAGCGAAACUCUUUUUUUUUUUUUUGGGGGGGGGUAAUAUUACAUGCUAUUUUGAAUGAGAAUGUGUUGAUUAAUUUUUGCUCUUAACACCCUUGGCAGUUGAUGUCAGUUUUGGGACUAAUUAACUAAUUUUUUUUUUGGGGGGGGGGUCAGGAUGCCUAGGUGUUUUUUAGUUUACAACUCAAAUUAAAAAGGGGAACUUGAAUAUGAUACUAACUCUCCCUUUUCUUUCACAUCCAUCUCUCAUAAUCAAUAUUACUCAAAAUAGUGUAAAUAGUGAUAAGCAUUAUAUCUUAUCAGUUUUUCAACUCCGUUGUUACACGUACUUUGCAAAGUUUUCAUCUUGUUGUAUCUUCUAUGAAUUCACUUCUUGUACAUUGGAUAUCAGUAUAAAAUGUGGUGAUUUUGUACAUCUCGUAUUUUAGCCAAUAAUUAGUACAGGGUUUAUUUUUACGGACACCAGGGCUGUAAAAAAAGUCUAUCCUCCUUUUUCAAAAGACAUGUAUUAAAAUUAUUGUACUACAUGCAGUGUAUGGCCUGUGU
Molecule: messenger RNA, 4916 nt
Organism: Lytechinus variegatus (green sea urchin)
Lineage: Eukaryota; Metazoa; Echinodermata; Echinoidea; Temnopleuroida; Toxopneustidae
Product: excitatory amino acid transporter-like
Exons: 12
Coding region: 637-2283 (548 amino acids)
Biological process (GO): L-glutamate transmembrane transport
Cellular component (GO): plasma membrane
Molecular function (GO): neutral L-amino acid transmembrane transporter activity; L-glutamate transmembrane transporter activity; glutamate:sodium symporter activity
Source: RefSeq, a predicted model, not a curated record